Messenger RNA from Enhydra lutris kenyoni (northern sea otter), 984 nucleotides. RefSeq names its product CMRF35-like molecule 6. Bases 90 to 704 code for a protein of 204 amino acids. The record is from RefSeq and is a predicted model, not a curated record. NCBI's taxonomy places the organism in Eukaryota, Metazoa, Chordata, Mammalia, Carnivora, Mustelidae. Gene Ontology annotation, molecular function: transmembrane signaling receptor activity. Gene Ontology annotation, cellular component: plasma membrane. The transcript has 5 exons.
CCCUGCAGAGAGGACCCUCUGUGAGGAGGCUUGAAAUUAUCCCGCCUCACGAGCCUGGCAUUUCUGUGGGUGACGUCUGUGCUACAGACAUGACCCCAGAGGACAGGAGGCUGUGGCUGCCUGCAGCGCUGCUCCUUCUGCAGGUCCCAGGUUGUUGGUCUCUGCGUGGCCCCACCUCCGUGACAGGCCCCGUGGGGGGAUCCCUGAGUGUGCAGUGUCAGUACGGAGAGGAAUUCAGAGAGAAUGCCAAGUAUUGGUGCAAAAGCCCAUGCUUGGGGGAUAUUGUGGUGACCAAAGAAGCAGACAUAGAAGUGAGGAAGGACCGUUUGUCCAUCAGGGACCGUCCUGCAAACCUCACCUUCACAGUGACCUUGGAGAACCUCACAGAAAGUGAUACAGGAACAUACCGGUGUGGAAUCGAUACAUCAUGGCUCCCAGAAUAUUUGCUUGACCUCAACUUCCAAGUUGUGUUGUCUGUGACCCCAGGUCUUCACUCGACCCUGCCAGACCCCAUGCAGAAGACCACGAUCUCGCAGGAGUCCCCCAGUUCCAGCCAACAUCCUGGGCCCUCACCUAGGAGUCAUCCUAUUGAAGACCAGGCUUCUAAGGGAGAGGAGAGGUCCCUUCUCAGCAGCAUCUACUUCCGGCUCCUGGUCUUUCUGGAGGUGCCCCUGGUCCUGAGCAUGCUCAGUGCUGUCCUCUGAGGGAACAGGCCUCAGAGGGGAUCUGGGGUGGGGAGGCGGCAUCAGCCCAAUAACUAAAAUCAGUAACACCAAUUGCCCAUCGAUGACCCGCCCAGGAACACAGCCCAUCUGAUGGAUGGGAAUGGCCUUCUGACCGACACCUCCAGCCACCGUCCUUACUUCAUUCCGAAUACUCUGUAAACUCUUUUGUAACUUCCUUGCAAUCUUUCAUAGACACAAAGAAUGUUCCUAAUAAAUGCAUACUCCUUACAGCCCAAAUACUCUUCAACCCUUGGGUGCC